Molecule: messenger RNA, 1543 nt
Organism: Yamadazyma tenuis ATCC 10573
Lineage: Eukaryota; Fungi; Ascomycota; Pichiomycetes; Serinales; Debaryomycetaceae
Biological process (GO): mRNA splicing, via spliceosome
Cellular component (GO): catalytic step 2 spliceosome
Molecular function (GO): mRNA binding; protein binding
Source: RefSeq, a predicted model, not a curated record
CGCUCUGUUCAAAUAUAGUGGAAGUUUCAUGAAUGUUCCACAGCUUCCCAAAAUCAACUUGAUGAAGAUUUCGGGAGCCCAAGAGUGCUUUGUACCCAAGAAGGUGGUACAUAAAUUUCCUGGACAUGAUUCAGGUGUAUCAAAGGUUGAAUUCUUUCCAAAUUCUGGACAUUUGUUACUAUCUUGUGGAAAUGACAGUAUUGUACGUCUUUGGGACGUGUAUCAUAAAAAAGAGUUGAUUCGAGAGUACUAUGGCCAUUCUCAGGCUGUGAAAGACAUAGCCUUCAAUUUAUCUGGAGACAAGUUCUUGAGUUGUUCUUUUGACAAGAAGGUGAUACUUUGGGAUACUGAAACGGGUACUAUAUUGAAGACAAUAAAAGUGCAAGCAGUGCCUACUGUCUUGAAAUUCAACCCGAAUAAUGACAAUGAAUUUCUAGUAGGGCUAAUGAACAGUAAUAUAGAACACUAUGACAUUGAAGGAACCUCCCAUAACCUACUCCAAACUUAUGAUCACCAUGUGGGCUCCAUCAAUGCUUUGUGUGUUAUACAACAUGGAAAUAAGUUCUUAUCGCUGUCUGAUGACAAGUCUAUAAGAAUUUGGAGUUGGGGAAUAAAUAUUCCCGUCAAAACUGUAACACACCCAACACAAUAUGCUGUUUCUUCUGCUUUAUGUGUCCCACCCAGUGAGGAGUAUAUUGCUCUCCAAAAUAUGAACAAUGCGAUUCAGGUUAUAGAUGGGGAAGGAAAGUUCAAGUUUAAGAAAAAAGUGUUCAAGAAUGAAAACGUUACUGGAUACAAGAUCGAAAUUGAUAUCUCCCCCGAUGGAAAGAUUCUCGUUGCAGGGGAUUCGAAGGGAAAUAUUUUAUUGUGGGAUUGGAAUUCCGGGAAAGUGGUGAAAAAGCUAAACCUUUCCAAAAGGUUGAUCAGCACGGUGAAAUUUCAUCCACAAGAGCAGAGUAAAGUAGCAGCAGCCGGAACAGAUGGAGCAAUCUACUACUGUGAUUGAAUGUAUUUAAUGUAAUAUUAUAUAAUUAAUGACUGUGAAGCUAACAGAUAAUGCACUUCUCUUUUCUAUAUGCUUCUCUCAUUGACCUAGAUCGUUUAUAUGAAUUAUUGAUCUCAUCAUGAUUAUGUCUAUGAAGAAUGUGGUGAUGAUGGCGAGUGUCAAUUUUCGAUCGCUCAGGGUUUGAAUGUACAUCGGUGAUAGUCUCUAUAUGAGGUUCGGGGUUGGUUAAGCUCAUAUGAGAAACCAUACUUUCAAUUUCAUGGGUUUCCAACGGAGGACUCUUGGACUUGUUUUUGGACUUGAACCUCCACAUUGAGCCAGAAGGUGAGGGUGUCUCUUGAGACUUGGUAUCCACAGUUGGCGACUUUGUAUUGAUAGCUGAGGUUUCAGACUUUGUAUUGGUAGCCGAGGUUUCACUCCACUGACUGUUUUUACGAAAUGGGGCUGUAAAACUAGUUCGUCUAGUACUGACCUUAGAAAGAGAGUCUUCCUUGUAAUAGUCCAUAUUCAGAUCAGGUAUAUACCAGUAAUACCUAU